AUGGCGCAGCUCUUCCUAGACGUCCUGUACUCGUUUGGGAACUGCCUGAACUGCUUCCCGGGCUCGCCGACGCUCAAGAUCAACAGCCGCAGCUUCAAGAUAUUACGGUUGCUAGGAGAGGGCGGCUUCUCCUACGUGUACCUCGUCCAAGACACCUCGACGUCGGAACUUCUCGCCCUCAAGAAGAUCCACUGCCCCUUCGGCGCCGAGUCGGUGGCGCAGGCGAUGAAGGAGGUGGACGCGUACCGCCUCUUCGAGCGCAGCCCGGGCAUCAUCCACAGCGUCGGCUACAGCAUCGCCGCCGACCGCGGCUCCGGCGGCGACGCCAGCAAGACCGUCUACGUCCUCCUGCCCUACUACCGCCGUGGCAACUUGCAGGACAUGAUCAACGCAAACCUCGUCAACCACGCCCGCUUCCCCGAGCGCCGCCUCAUGCUCCUCUUCCUCGGCGUGUGCCGCGCCCUCAGGCAGAUGCACCGGUACGGCGACGCCGCGGGCCCGGCGCCGGCGGGCGCGGAGGCGGCGGAGGCGGCGGCGGAGGCGGCAGCGGCGGCCGGCACCGCCGGGGAGAGGAUGGAGCUGCCGCGGAUGGACGGCGUGGACGAGAAUGUCGAGGUCGCCAAGGGCCGGGGCGGCCGCGGCCGGGAUAAGAAGACCCCGGCGCGGGAGACCGGCGCCGACGAGGACAACGAGAGGGAGCAGCAGCAGCCGCUGAUGCACGACAACGAGGCCGGCGCCGCGGCGGCGGCCCGGGAGGUCAGGAGUUAUGCGCACAGGGAUAUCAAGCCCGGAAACAUCAUGAUCUCCGACUCGGGCUCGGAACCCAUCCUCAUGGACCUCGGCUCGAUCGCGGCGUCCCCGCUGGCCAUCACGAGCCGGUCGCUCGCCAUCGCGACGCAGGACACGGCCGCCGAGCACAGCACCAUGCCGUACCGGGCGCCCGAGCUGUUCGACGUCAAGACGGGCGCCGUCGUCGACACAAAGGUCGACAUCUGGUCGCUCGGCUGCACCCUUUACGCCUGCCUCGUCGGCAAGUCGCCGUUCGAGGCCCGCUCCGACGAGACCGGCGGCUCGCUCAGCAUGUGCGUCAUGGGCGGCGACUGGCGGUUCCCCGACGAGAGGCCAGGCGGCGGCCCGGCGGAUAGGGGCAAGGGGAAGGGGAAGGGGAAGGCCGCCGCGGGGGCGGCGGCGGCCGGCGGCGGCGGUGGUGGUGGUGGUGCGGAGGAGGGGGGUGAGGCUGGUAUCAGCGAGCCGAUACGCGAGAUCGUCCGGAGGUGUCUGAGGGUGGAGCCCGCCGAGCGCCCGGAUAUCGACGAGCUGAUCGACAUGGUGGAGGGGGUCAUUGACCAGUUACCCGGAGGUGAUGAUUCUUGA
Phialemonium atrogriseum is the source of this 1374-nucleotide messenger RNA. Its product is annotated as kinase-like domain-containing protein. Gene Ontology annotation, cellular component: cytoplasm; Golgi apparatus. NCBI's taxonomy places the organism in Eukaryota, Fungi, Ascomycota, Sordariomycetes, Cephalothecales, Cephalothecaceae. The record is from RefSeq and is a predicted model, not a curated record. Gene Ontology annotation, molecular function: protein serine/threonine kinase activity; ATP binding. The transcript is spliced from 3 exons. Gene Ontology annotation, biological process: protein phosphorylation; regulation of vacuole fusion, non-autophagic; vacuolar protein processing. The coding region runs from base 1 to 1374 and encodes 457 amino acids.